Messenger RNA from Podospora anserina S mat+, 2259 nucleotides. RefSeq lists its product as uncharacterized. The transcript is spliced from 3 exons. Gene Ontology annotation, biological process: nuclear-transcribed mRNA catabolic process, deadenylation-dependent decay. Gene Ontology annotation, cellular component: cytoplasm. The coding region runs from base 1 to 2259 and encodes 752 amino acids. NCBI's taxonomy places the organism in Eukaryota, Fungi, Ascomycota, Sordariomycetes, Sordariales, Podosporaceae. The record is from RefSeq and is a predicted model, not a curated record. Gene Ontology annotation, molecular function: mRNA 3'-UTR binding.
AUGUCAGGCAGCAUGCCUUAUUAUUCGGGGUCACAGACAAUGACACAACGUGCCUUGGGUGGCUCAAAGGAUGCCAAGAAUGGCUUUCCCAAGUAUACGUCGCAGUAUGCUGACUUCACUGAUGACAAGGACAACUCUUUCAGCAACCUGAAUGGCGAACCUGAACAGACUGUCGGCAGGUACCCAGCUUCCCGAUCUAUGCAAGACCAGUCUUUCUUGGGAAAUGGGCACUCGCGGGAUCACCUUUCCACUUCUGGCCAGUCAGACAAUGAUUUGCACGGCCAGGGGGCCCCGUAUGCCGACUAUCCCUUCGGCACACCUCACACUUCGAUUCACUCCCAACGUCCCUCUUUGAACGGGCCAACCGGGUCCUUCCAUGGCCAGAACCCAAGAAGUUACGACCACAACAACAUGGGGCAGCAAAUUCCCGAUGAUGAUCUCCCAGAGCGGUUGGGACGCAUGGCCAUUGGUUCUGGUCUCAAUGGAGGCUCCAACGCUUUGGGAAAUCUGCAGUCAUUCGGUAACGGCUCGCAGGAUUUCCAGCUUAAUCCAGGCUCCCAGCCUUGGGAUCAUGGUCAAGGGUACCAGGCUGGACACUCGCGGGAUAGCUACUCCAACAGCAUCUCCCUGGACAGGCGGGGCUCUGGAGUUGAUCGCAGCUCGCCUGCCGGUAGCACGUACCGUGCUGGUGCGACUGGCGUGGGGUUGAACAGCCCACGAAGCUUCACACCCGCCAUCGAUUCAUGGUCAAGACCGGUGUCACGCGACCUUCGAUCGGGGCCUGAAGCGGACCGGCGCAGCUUGUCCCAUUUCCCACCGCAGUCACCCUACUACCAGAAUGGGUAUUACAACUUCCCACAGUACGCACCAGGCCCCUAUGACGCUGUCUAUGGCAGACAGCCAAUGCAGUUUCCGGGAUACCCACUUCCACAGUAUCCAUUUGCUCACAACGGCGUGCCGCCGGUUCGCCCAAGCAGUGACCGGGACCCGGCCAGGGGAGUGCGGAGCUUGAAGCUGGAGGAGUUCAAGACUGGGAACAAGUCCAGCAAGCGAUUCGAGCUCAAGGACAUCUAUGGCUUCAUUGUGGAGUUCAGUGGUGACCAGCACGGCUCUCGCUUCAUCCAGAACAAGCUUGAGACGGCCAACAGUGAUGACAAGAAUCAGGUCUUCCAUGAGAUUGAGCCCAAUGCCAUCGUGCUGAUGAAGGAUCUGUUUGGCAACUAUGUCAUCCAAAAGUUCUUUGAGCAUGGGAAUCAAGCUCAGAAACAAGUGCUUGCUGCGGCCAUGAAGGGCAAGGUUGUUGAACUCUCGAUGCAGAUGUACGCCUGCCGAGUUGUUCAGAAGGCUCUUUCGCACGUGCUCGUUGAGCAACAGGCUGAGUUGGUCAAGGAACUCGAGCCCGAGAUUCUCACAAUCGUGAAGGACCAGAACGGAAACCACGUCGUCCAGAAGAUCAUUCAGACAGUGCCUCGGCAACACAUUGGUUUCAUUUUCGAUUGCUUCAGGGGACGUGUCAGCGAGCUGUCGUCGCAUGCGUAUGGGUGCCGUGUGAUCCAGCGUGCUCUUGAGCAUGGAAACGAGGCAGACAAGCAGUCCAUCAUGAAGGAGCUGCACAGCUGCGCCCAGAUGCUGAUCAUGGACCAGUACGGCAACUAUGUGACGCAGCAUGUCAUCACGGAUGGCUCUCCCGAUGACCGUUCCAAGAUGGUUGCCCUCGUCAUGUCUCAGCUGCCCAUCUUCUCCAAGCACAAGUUCGCCUCCAACGUCGUGGAGAAGUGCAUCAAGCAUGGUACGGCUGACCAACAGCGCGACAUCAGGGACCGCUUCAUGUCUCGAGGAGAUGAUGGCAACUCUUUCUUGGUAUCCUUGACCAAGGACCAGUUCGGCAACUACGUCCUCCAAACCCUCCUCAGUGAGCUGCAAGGCCAGGAUAGGGAUGUCCUGGUCAAUGAGGUGAGACCGCUUCUUGCAUCCAUCAAGAAGAUGUGCACGGGCAAGCAAAUUGCCGGAGUUGAUCGCUUGCACAACGCCAUCACCAGCUACACACCUUCGUCGACGGCCCCGACUUCUCCUGGCCUUCACGUCGACGUGAGCUCGGCGGUGCCGACUCCAAACCUCACGAUGGGCCCGAACAGCCCUUCAAGCAGUCCGCCAAGCACUAGCGAGAGUGCCGUCGAGGAGACGAUUGGUCAGACGGAUGCCAAACCUGCCACGACAGACGCGACGGUCAACAUUCAGGACCAGGCCGACGAGGUCUAA